This is a messenger RNA of Suncus etruscus (white-toothed pygmy shrew), 1782 nucleotides long. It is a transcript of the gene PRMT2, whose product is annotated as protein arginine methyltransferase 2. Gene Ontology annotation, biological process: peptidyl-arginine methylation. Lineage: Eukaryota; Metazoa; Chordata; Mammalia; Eulipotyphla; Soricidae. The record is from RefSeq and is a predicted model, not a curated record. Gene Ontology annotation, cellular component: nucleus. The transcript has 10 exons. Gene Ontology annotation, molecular function: protein-arginine N-methyltransferase activity; protein binding. The coding region runs from base 32 to 1321 and encodes 429 amino acids.
UGGCAGCAAUGCAUCACCGUCUCUGCAAACUAUGGCGACAUCAGGUGACUGGCCUGGAAGCGAAUUGCAGGAGGGAGCAGAGCCGCCUGAACAGGCCCAGGGUGGCGAGUACCCUGAGGAGUUUGUGGCCAUUGCAGACUACACGGCUCCUGAUGAGACACAGCUCAGUUUCCUGAGAGGAGAAAAGAUCCUCAUCCUGAGACAGACCACGGCGGAUUGGUGGUGGGGUGAGCAUGCUGGCUGCUGUGGCUACAUCCCCGCCAACCACCUGGGGAAGGAACUGGAUGAGGCCGAUGCCGAAGACACCUGGCAGGAUGAGGAGUACUUCGGCAGCUACGGCACCCUGAAACUUCACUUGGAGAUGCUGGCAGAUCAGCCACGGACCAGCAAGUACCACAACGUCAUCCUGCAGAACAGAGAGUUCCUGAGAGACAAAGUGAUCCUGGACGUAGGCUGUGGGACUGGCAUCAUCAGCCUCUUCUGUGCCCACUACGCGCAGCCCAAGGCCGUGUAUGCCGUGGAGGCCAGCGAGAUGGCCCAGCACACGGGGCAGCUGGUCGUGCAGAACGGCUUUGCCGACAUCAUCACUGUGUUCCAGCAGAAGGUAGAGGACGUGGUGCUCCCUGAAAAGGUGGACGUGCUCGUGUCCGAGUGGAUGGGCACCUGCCUGCUGUUUGAGUUCAUGAUCGAGUCGAUCCUGCAUGCCCGGGAUGCGUGGCUGAAGGAGGACGGGAUCAUCUGGCCAACCACGGCGGCGCUGCACCUGGUGCCCUGCAGCGCAGAUCGGGACUAUCGCAGCAAAGUUCUCUUCUGGGACAACGCCUAUGAGUUUGACCUCAGUCCCCUCAAAUCCUUAGCAAUCAAGGAGUUCUUCUCAAAACCCAAGUAUAAUCACAUUUUGAAGCCCGAAGACUGUCUGUCUGACCCAGCCACAAUACUUCAGUUGGACAUGAGGACUGUGCAGAUUGCAGAGCUGGAGAUGUUGAAAGGUGAGCUGUACUUUGAUAUCAAGAAAGCGGGAACUCUGCACGGAUUCACGGCCUGGUUCAGCGUCCACUUCCAGAACCUGGAGCAGGAGGAGCCACAGCUGGUGCUGAGCACAGGACCCUUCCACCCCACCACCCACUGGAAGCAAGUGCUGUUCAUGAUGGAUGAGCCUGUGGCCGUGUGUGCGGGAGACGUGCUCACAGGCUCCAUCGUGCUGCAGAGGAACCCGGUGUGGAGGAGGCACAUGUCUGUCACUCUGAGCUGGUCUGUGACCUCCAGACUAGACCCCACGGCACAAAAGGCUGGAGAAAAAGUCUUCCCAAUCUGGAGAUGACAGGCCAGAUUGUGCUGGGAAGAACAAGCUUGAGUGGGCAGGGACAACACCUGGACCCCCAGUUCCUCUUCCCAGCAGCUUGGCCCUCAUCUGUGGGUGCAAUGUCAGGAUCACUGUGGAGAUGCACCUCGGCUCGUCCCUCGUUUUUGUCUUCUAGAAGUAGGCUGUGUCCCCAAGCCCACCAGUCAGUCGCUCAGUGUUCCUCAGCUAGGCUAGUGAACCCUGGGCACACACAGCAGCCCUGUGUGCCAUGAAAGGGGGUUUUUCUCCACAUGUAUCAGUGGCAACCUUACUGCCCCACCCAUUCUCCCACUUUGCAGAACGAAGCACAAAAGUCCGUGUGGGAGCAGAGGUGGCCAUGCAUGCUGUGGACUCUGCACGAGAUCCUUGUAGACAUGUCUUCCAAGUAAAUCACGUGUUGGUCCAUAGUCCAUGCUUAAUAAAUAUUUUUAAUAUUUGGA